Molecule: messenger RNA, 617 nt
Organism: Pogonomyrmex barbatus (red harvester ant)
Lineage: Eukaryota; Metazoa; Arthropoda; Insecta; Hymenoptera; Formicidae
Product: histone H2A-like
Cellular component (GO): nucleosome
Molecular function (GO): protein heterodimerization activity; DNA binding; structural constituent of chromatin
Source: RefSeq, a predicted model, not a curated record
GCAAACCAAAACGAAUCGGGACGCCGUAGAGUACGUGUAUCGCUGUAGAGAGUUUCAUCGUUUUCUAUAACCGCAAACAUGUCCGGACGUGGCAAGGGUGGCAAAGCUAAGGGAAAGGCGAAGUCCCGUUCUAAUCGUGCUGGAUUGCAAUUUCCCGUUGGACGUAUUCACAGACUUUUGCGAAAGGGAAAUUAUGCCGAGCGCGUUGGUGCCGGUGCCCCGGUCUACCUGGCCGCGGUGAUGGAAUAUCUCGCUGCGGAAGUAUUGGAAUUGGCGGGAAACGCCGCGCGCGACAACAAGAAGACCAGGAUCAUUCCGAGGCACUUACAACUGGCCAUUCGCAAUGACGAGGAAUUGAACAAGUUGCUCUCGGGCGUUACUAUCGCUCAAGGAGGUGUCCUGCCGAAUAUUCAAGCGGUUCUGCUGCCAAAGAAGACCGAGAAGAAAGCUUAACUGCAGAGCGACGUCAAACGAAACGGCCCUUUUCAGGGCCACCAUAUUUUUCACAUACGAAGAACAUCCUGUUUACAAUAUUUCUUUAUGUUAUAAUUUUUAGACGAUUAAGUUCAAUUAUGCAUUAUCCGCUUAUAACUAGAUUUAAUUUUUUAUGACAACAA